This is a messenger RNA of Dendronephthya gigantea, 2068 nucleotides long. Its product is annotated as cyclic nucleotide-binding domain-containing protein 1-like. The transcript is spliced from 15 exons. The coding region runs from base 79 to 1650 and encodes 523 amino acids. Lineage: Eukaryota; Metazoa; Cnidaria; Anthozoa; Malacalcyonacea; Nephtheidae. The record is from RefSeq and is a predicted model, not a curated record.
AAACGUAAACAUAGUUUGGAAAAAUAUAAACAGUUUUGCGAUUUAUCUCUUAUUUGGCUCGUCGAUGUUUCUCCUUUGAUGGCAAGUGCCCUUAGAUGGUCAAAAAUGAAGGCCAGUUAUGGUUCGAAGUCCAAAUUUACCUUUGAGAAUGUCAACACUUCAUAUAAAUUACCACGAAUUAUCGGGAAACCUGAGAUAAGUUACUCAGCCUUGAAACAGUUAUGCUCAAUCGAAGGGCUUGGAAAUAGAAGGAACAAUUCGUCCAAAGAUGCACACGACACGUUCAUGAGAAAUUACUCUACGAUUCUGAAAUCGUCCGAAGAAAAAUUACCAGCUCUUGACCUCAAACCCCACGCUUCAAUUGGAAACGGGAAACUGGAUCAUAAUCCAAAUGAUGAUGUAGAAAUACCACAUGGUCAUCGUCCAGCUCAUUACUGCGCAAACUACAGCUACUCCAUAAGUCACAAUAUCACUGAACACCUCUCCAGGCUUCACAAACAACACCUUACACAAACGAGGGAUGGCAUACUGCAUUCUAAAUCACACGCAUUGAAAAGGCUUCUACGAAAAUUACCAUUUGAACGCACCCGUGAAGACCAAGAAGCAAUUUACCAUCACUUGCAAUAUUUCACCGAAUUAACGUCACGAAUUCCCUUGAAAAUCUUACGAGAGCUUUCCACGGUUGUCCAACUAGAAAAAUGGAAUGACAGUGGCUACACAGUUUUUGGCCUCAACGAACUGUAUCUUAUACUGAGAGGGAGUGUAGGACCAUGCAGUGAAAAUAACGUAGGGACUUUGAGUGAGUCUCCUAGAGUGAAAUCUCUGCCAGGAAUCACUGAGGAUCCAGAAAGCAAAAUUGACGCCGAUUUGGAAAAGUUAGUUGCUGGCCAAUGUUUUGGGACGUUGCAUCCUGUCGAGACAGAAAACAAUUUUGAACCAAAUCAUACAAGGAUGUCGUCCGUGAUUACUUUGGAACCUUGUGAAUUUGUUAAAAUUUCGGCAAGAGAUUUUAAGAAAAUGAAACAGCUUGUUGACAGCAAAAUAACGAACCAGAAUUUGGAACUAAUGCAGUCAUGUCGGUUGUUUGAAAACUGCUCCAAGGUCGCUUUGGGAAAGAUCGUAGACUUGAUUCGUUGGAAGCGAUUUCGUCCAGGAACAGUUCUAGUAAACGAGGGAGAGACGUGCCGAGUGAUCGGAUUCAUCAGUGAAGGCAUUUGCAAUCUGAAGCGAUCUGUCGAUGUUGCCAAAACAAACAGAGAUGGAACGAAGAAUCGUAGUCAGAAACAAGUUAUCAUCGGCACAUUGGCACCUGGGGAUUCGUUCGGAGAGUGCACUGUCCUUCGAAAACAACCAAUAACUUACUCCGUGGUCACUGCAACCCACGUUCAUUUGGGUGUGAUUUCACAACAUGAUUUUAAUGAUGUUGACGAGGUAACAAAGUCUCUUCUCACACAAUGUUAUGAAGCUCUUGACCACAACUUGAACGAGGAGGAUCUUCAGAAACAGUAUAUUAAGCAACAAAAACAACAGGAAUGGCAAAAAUUUAAGAGAAGUGUCGUUGAAGAAGUUAUUUUGCAUUCUUCAAUUCUUCCUGGCUACGGAAAAUGGAGUCGAAAUCCGACAAUAGAUGACGUUGUGAAUCUUGGGUGAAUUCAGACGAAAGGAAAUAGCAUUGAUUUGAUGCAGAAGAAAAAUACUUCCUUCAGUUGUUUGCUGUACAAUCAUAGAACUGCUUGCCUAUAUCACGAUAUAUACUAGUUAUAUAUUGCCAUGUAUCUAUAAGCUGAAUGCCAGUCGAAUGCUUAAAUCGAGAUAAGGCUUCGAAAAAUGAAUGAAGUGAAAUUGGGAAAUCGAAAUUAUACUAAUAUAACAGUGUGUGAUAGCUUGAACGAACAUGUUUAGUAUAACAUAAAGUAUAAUUAUCACGCCUUAUACCAAAUAAUAUAAGUGAAAUGAAAUAUACUUAAAUAUAAAGUUAUCCUUCUCAUGUAUGCAUUCCUGAGAAGUAUAUGUAUAUAUUUAAGAUAUCACAGUAAGUUUCAUGCUGUGGAAUUCGCAUUAAAUUAGA